AUAUUUAUGAAUAGACAACCAACGAAGAAAAAUAACAUUGGUUGCUGUGUUAUCAUGGCCGCCUCGGCGUUUUUAGCAAGGACUGUUCGUUCUCUGUCUGUGACAUUACGAGUUUCUUCGCAGUUUACAAGGAAACUUGACGCAGGCAAGAGUCACCGAAGGAGUAGACUCCCCUGCAUCAGUCCUUCGGCAUGUGUCCACACAGGGGUUUUUCAGAACACCGAAAUUCACAAUAUCACUGUUACAGAUGAGCCAGACGCUCUGUAUCAGACGGUGGCCGUGCUGGUGAAGGGCCAUGACCGUGCAGUUCUGGACAGCUAUGAGUUCUUUGCUACGAUGGCUGCACAGGAGCUGGGCAUCCAUGUCGGCAAAGUAUGCGAACCUAAAAAGACCAUCGAGAGAAUGACCCUCCUCAAGUCUGUUCACAUUUUCAAGAAGCACAGAGUUCAGUACGAGAUGAGGACCCACUAUAGAUGCAUUGAGCUGGCACGUGUAACAGGCUCCACAGCAAAGGUGUACCUGGAAUAUAUUCAGCGGAAUCUGCCGGAAGGAGUGGCCAUGGAGGUGACCAAGACUGAGCUAAUGAAAAUUCCAGAGCACAUCCAGAAACCCAUGUGGGACUCAGUUCCCCAGGUGGAACAGCCCAGCCAAAGAGAAGUGAGCAGUAGGGAGUGAAUAUGCCCUCUGGAGGAAAGAUGGCAGAUCACAGUACUGCCGGCAUCUUAGCCUCUCCUUCCUGCUCAUCACCAGGAAGAGUUGAUUCAGUGUGUGCCAGAAGAUUCACCUUCAUGGAGUGCAAUAAAGUCAUUUCGAUAUGUGGGCAGCAUUCAAUGUUUUUCCUGUUUAGGAAAUUUUAUGAUAAACACCAUUUCAACGAAUUCACAGCCAGCUUGUAAAUUUCGAGAUAUAUUAACAACUGUUGCAAUGAAGUCUGUAAGAGGAAUUAAUGUAUGAAACAGUAAAGCCUUUCUUUUGUAUGUGA
Anguilla anguilla (European eel) is the source of this 982-nucleotide messenger RNA. RefSeq names its product mitochondrial ribosomal protein S10 (gene mrps10). The transcript is spliced from 7 exons. Gene Ontology annotation, cellular component: ribosome; mitochondrion; mitochondrial small ribosomal subunit. Gene Ontology annotation, biological process: translation. NCBI's taxonomy places the organism in Eukaryota, Metazoa, Chordata, Actinopteri, Anguilliformes, Anguillidae. Gene Ontology annotation, molecular function: structural constituent of ribosome. The coding region runs from base 7 to 675 and encodes 222 amino acids. The record is from RefSeq and is a predicted model, not a curated record.